AGAAUCUUCAACAUCUGAUAGGAAGUCAUUAUUUGAGGUUAUGACAUUUAUUACAAGAAGUUAGAAAUAAAAUUCAAAAAACCAAAUAGUUUUAAAUAAUUGACCUUGUAAUAAAAAUAGUAGCUGAAAACGACUUAUUCCGGGUGUUCGCCACUAGCCAUGCGAAAGUAUUCCAAAUGUAGCUGAUUUUAAUUGUGAUGGCAACAGCAGUGGACGAAUUUGGUUUAUGGUUAGGUAAGAAAUUGAGGGAUCUCGAUAUAGACGAAUGCGUCUUCGGAUCGUACAUAAGUGGCAUAUUAGACGGUGAUGAGAGCGAAGAAGAGAAAACGGAUGCUCUUGAGGGAAUACUCUCCGAAAUUCUUGUAACUGAUAAUGACAUUAUUAAAAUACGAUCAGAGAUAAUGGAAAUGUGGUCGCAAUUACGUCAACCCCAAAUGUCCGCAACGACGCAGGCCGUAUCCAGCGAAGAAGUCGACAUUCGUUUGGCACGUCUUCUCGAAUCGCAAUCGUUACAGAUUCCCAAACAAAAGCAGUACACGGACGAAGAAAAGAAAAUUAGGGAAGCCAUUUUAUCUCAGUACAGCCAAAUGACCGACGACGAAGACGACGAUGUGAAUGAGCCGGGCGAUGUAAAGGAAAAUGGUUUAGAGAAAAACAGAAACGCUCACGCAGUCAUGCAAGCCGAAAAAGAAAAACGAGAGCAAGCAAAAUUGGAGAGUCAAAAGAAAAAGGAGAAGGAUAAGGAAGAUCGUGAGAAACAAAAACAAUUGAGGGAAGAGAAAAAAGAGAAACGCAAAACACAAAAAGGCGAACGAAGAAGGUAGCAAGUGUAAUGACAUUGAUCGAAUUUUUUUUAAUAGUCCUCCGGUUUCUAAUUGCAGUAUUAAAUUCACUGUCUUUAUGUUAUUAAUAAUUGUGGAAUCAAACUUUAGUGUAUGAGUAAAGUAUUCUUUGUUGGUCUGCA
Molecule: messenger RNA, 964 nt
Organism: Photinus pyralis (common eastern firefly)
Lineage: Eukaryota; Metazoa; Arthropoda; Insecta; Coleoptera; Lampyridae
Product: coiled-coil domain-containing protein 43
Exons: 4
Coding region: 198-824 (208 amino acids)
Source: RefSeq, a predicted model, not a curated record